Messenger RNA from Agelaius phoeniceus (red-winged blackbird), 7097 nucleotides. It is a transcript of the gene NUFIP2, whose product is annotated as nuclear FMR1 interacting protein 2. Lineage: Eukaryota; Metazoa; Chordata; Aves; Passeriformes; Icteridae. Gene Ontology annotation, molecular function: RNA binding. The record is from RefSeq and is a predicted model, not a curated record. Gene Ontology annotation, cellular component: cytoplasmic stress granule; nucleoplasm.
GCGCCCAGCCCGGCCCGGCCCCGCCAGCCGCCCCCCAUGGAGGAGCAGCCCCACCACCACCAUCACCACCACCACUAUUACUACUACGGGCACCACCACCACCACCCGCAGAGCGCCUACCUGCCGCCGCCCGACGGCCGAGCCCAGCCUAAGCCGCCGCUCCGCCACGAGCACAAGCACGGCGGCCCGCAGCACACGGAGGCGCCGAAGCGGAGACCAGGCUACGGAGAGCUGAAUGGUAACGCAGGAGAACGAGAAGUGUCCCUGAAGGGCCUGUGCUCUGAUGAAGCCACCGCCCCAGGAUCCAGGGUACCCAAUGGCAGCCAGCAGCUCGUAGAUUCUAAUGCCACCCCAAAGCAAACUGUGAAGGCCGGUGCUUUGGGGAAAGCUGGAAUCAAAACCAAGAACUUCAUUCAGAAAAAUAGCAUGGACAAAAAGAAUGAGAAGUCCUACGAAAACAAACACAGAGAAAACCAGUCCUCAGACAAGCCAGAGGGAGUGUCUAUUCCAAACGGCGUGGUGACCAACAAUUCCAGCUACAUCACAAAUGGCUACGUAGGCAAAGGGGCCGACAACGAUGGCAGCGGCUCCGAGAGUGGAUAUACCACACCUAAAAAACGGAAAGGCAGGCGCAACAGUGCCAAGGGUUGUGAGAACUUGAAUCUAGUGCAGGACAAAAUAAUGCAGCAGGAGGUCAGCGCACCAACCUUGAAACAGGAACUUGAGAGUUUCAAGCCUGAUUAUAGUGAACAAAAGGGGAACCGAAUUGAAAAUACUAAGCCUGUUUGGAAAUAUGAGGCUGGGGCUGGUGGAGCAGGCAGGGGAAAGCCUGGGCUCGGGGAUGUACCACGGAAAAACUCUGAUGCCAAACCUGGGAUUAGCAGCAAGAAGUUUGAUGACCGGCCCAAAGGGAAGCACGCAUCGUCGGCUACAUCUAAAGAGGACUCAUGGACCUUAUUUAAACCACCCCCAGUUUUUCCAGUGGACAAUAGCAGUGCUAAAAUUGUUCCCAAAAUUAGUUAUGCAAGUAAAGUUAAAGAAAACCUCAACAAAGCAGCUCAAACCCCAUCCACGUCAUCCUCAUCGUCUUCAUCAUCUGCUGGGGAAACUCAGGCCCAAACAUCAAGUCGACUGUCCCAAGUCCCCAUGUCUGCUAUGAAAUCUGUCACCUCUGCCAGCUUCUCCAACGGGCCAAUCCUUGCUGGGACUGAUGGAAGUGUGUAUUCCCCAGGGGCCCAGCCACUGCUCUCCACUGCUGCUAGUACUGUACCAUCGACCUCCUCCUCCUCUGAGUCUGUACCCCAGGACAUGAGUACAACUUCGACAGCCCUCGAACAAAAGAAAUCUGGCCUUUUUAUCUACCCUUCAAAUAUGCAAACUGUGCUCCUGGGGACAGCGCAAGUCGAUUUCCCUUCGCAGACGAAUCAGCAGAACCUGGGGGAUAUCUUCCAGAAUCAGUGGGGCUUGUCUUUCAUAAACGAGCCCAGUGCUGGACCUGAAACCGUUGUGGGGAAAUCUGCGGAUAAUCAGUUAAUGGAAGUGACAUUUCAAGGGGAAUAUCCUGCCACUUUGGUUUCACAGUGUCCUGAAAUCAUUCCCUCAGGAACUGAACAACCUGUGUUUCCUAAGGCUUAUGAGCUGGAUAAACGGACUAGCCCUCAAAUUCUUAGUGCUGUUCUUAAGCCUGGGACUGCUGUUGAGGGUGGUGUCUUAGCUUUGGAGUCGCAUCACACAGGUGACCUACAAAAGGCAGACACCGGUAGCCAAGGUGCUUUAGUGUUUCUUUCAAAAGACUAUGAAGUAGAGAAUCCUCUGGCCUCUCCUACGAACAAUUUGCUAGCCUCCGCCAAAGAACAGAGGUACCAGAGAGGCCUAGAAAGGAAAGAUAGCUGGGGUUCUUUUGACCUGAGGGCUGCUAUUCUAUAUCACACUAAAGAAAUGGAAGCGGUUUGGAAUUUGCAGAAGCAAGAUCCCAAAAGGAUAAUCACUUAUGAUGAAGCCAUGGAUCGCCCGGAUCAAUGAAGGUAGCAAGACAAGACUGCCUGUUAUAACCUUUCUGCAGCAUUUGUGCUGUUCGUGGGGGACAAAAAGGCUUUUAUGCUCCUUCUAAAUCUUCAGUGCAGCAGAGGAACCAUAACUAGAAUCACAGGAUAAUAUAUACAAAUAUAUAUAUAGUUAUUUAAAAAUGGCAACUGAAAGUAAUUAGACUUCUUAAGGAAUCUGAAAAUUUAUUUCAACGAGACUACACACGUGAUUAUUUAAUCUCCGGUACUGAAUAGAUUUUUUUUUUUUCCAUUUUUGUUUUGUUUUGUUUUUGUUUAAAGAGUGAAUGCAAGUGAUUAAGGAAUACAGACUCAAUUACAAGCCCGGUUUCAAAGUUCCUGCUGUCGUCUACAUGGGCAACAGCAACCCACUGGAGAGGCAUUUCCACUUGACAAGGUUUCUGUUUCUUGUUCUGUGACUGUAGUGACACACUAAUCACAGGGAAAUCAGGAUGAAUCACCAUCCUUCAUCUCCUCUUUCCCUUCCACCUCCCCUGUUUGGUUUCUUUUUUUUUUUUUUUCUUCUGAUUUGUUUUCCAUUGAAUGCUGGAGAAACGCCUUGAAGUUUGCAGAGUUCUUUUUUAUUUUUUUCCAGAGAAUUAUAAUCCGCAUGUUUUGCCAGGAGUUAAGCAGCAAUCCUAUGCUGGUGAUAUUGUCUUAAAAGGAUCAUUCUGCUGAGGGAAAGAUGGUAAAUACUGCAGUUCUAGGAUGCAUGGUGAAGUCACACAGUUGACCUGGCUCCUGUUACACGUUGGACUAUUGCAACUGAAGAGUUAUUUCAUUUUAAAAGACAACAUGGAAAAAUAAGCAAUCUGUUUAGGCAUUUAAUAUGGAGGGGAAAAAAAAAACAAAAACAAAAAAACCUUACUGUUCCCACAGUUUAAUGCCAUUGUAUUACUGGGAGCAAGAAAAAAAAAAAAAAGACAAAAAAAACUAUCUUCUGCUUUCAACUGUAGGUGCUUCAUAUUUGCUCUGUCUGUCUCCUAACACUAAAUGUGCUGGAUUUUUUUCCCAUUUUCAUUGGAAAACUGAAGAGGAAUUGAGUUCUGCUAACUUUCACCCUUCCUGAAUUAUUUUUUCUCUUAAAAAAAAAUUCAAAAUAACAAAAAAAUGAAAAAAGUUUAAAAAAAAAAGAAAAAAAUGGGAAUUUGAAUCCUUUUCAAUUUGUCCAUAGAAGGCCAAUGGCUGGGCUUCCUGCCCCUUGGAAAUGCUCUUUUAUAUUUUAAUGCAGUCUGUGUAUUUCCGGGCUCUGCUUCUAAUUAUCUCUUAAUAAAAAUAUAUUUUAUUACAAAAAAAAAUAAAAAAAAAGGAGGACUUAGGAAUGAAAAUAAUAAUUUAAAAAAAGUAAAAAAAAAAAUAAUCCCAGGGAAAGGAAAGCUUCCUAGCAGUGGUAGGGAAGGCUGAGCAGAGUGCAGGCUCCAGCUGUGUAACCCCUCUGUCCCAUUGCAGCUUGUGUAAUGUGUCCCAAUCAUCUGGGGGUCGGGUAGUUUUUCUGGGUUUUUUUAAAAGGUGGAAAGUUCACAGGGUCCAGUGCAAGAGUGAGAAAUGAUUAAAGCAGAAAUGGGUUUGUUGGCCAGCCCCAGCUCCCCAGGUACCCAGUGCUCAUCGUGGGUGUUGGUGGCCUAAUCCUGGCUUUUCAAAUCAGCAGCAGUCGGUGUCUCCUAAAAUGAGACUGGACCCUCUGGGGCAUUAGGAGGAAAAGAUAAACCCAAAAUUUUGGAAUGUCCUUUGUGCUUAGAUGUGUCCAUCAAGACAUGGGGCUGCUGUCCGGUCACCAGAGGGUCCCACAGGGCUCCAUCCUCAGACCAUUUCUCUCCAACAUCUCCUUAACAAUCUGGGUUCAGGACUCAGAGAGAUACUAAUUCUGCUGACACACCAAACUGUGAGGAACUAUUGACACCCUCAAGGGCAGAGAGCCCUCAACAAAUUUAGAGAUGGGCAAUCACCAACUGUCUGAAGUUUACAAGGGUGAGUGUCAGAUUCUGCACCUGGGAUGGCAGCCCUGGAUGCACUGGGAGGCUGGAGAGCAGCACCAUGGAAAGGGAGCUGGGGCUCCUGGUCCAUGGCCCAUUGGAUCUGAGUCAGCAGUGCCCUGGCAGUCAGGGGGCUCAACAAUGUCCUGGGGGGCACCAGGCCCAGCAGGACCUGUCCUGCUCUGCUCUGGCCUCACCUCGAGCUCUUGGGGCAGUUCUGGGCACCACAACAUUAAAAAGACCCUUAUUAGAGAGCAUCCCAAGGAGGCCAUGAGGAUGGGGAAGGGUCUGGAGGGGAAGCCUUAUGAGAUCACUUGGUUUGUUCAGCUGGAGAAGAGGAGACUGAGGGGAGAACACCCUCCCAAGGGGCAGCAGGGAGGCAGGAACCAAUCUCUUCACUCUCAUGACCAGUGACAGGGCGUAGCCUGAAGCUGAGUCAGAGGAGGGUUAGGUUGGAUAGCAGGAAGAAGUUCUUCACCCAGAGGGUGGUUGAGCACUGGAACAGGCUCCCCAAGGAAGUGGUCACAGCACCAAAGUCGUCUGAGUUCAAGAAGAGUUUGGACAAUGCUUUCAGGCACAGGGUGGGAUUCUUGGGGUGUCCUGCAUAGGGCCAGCAGUUGGACUCGAUCCUGAUGGGUCUCUUCCAACUCAGAAUGUUCUAUGAUUCUAUCGCUUUCUUUUUUUUUUUUUUUUUCUUUUUUUUUUCUUUAGUAGGAGUAUGUAGCAUGUGGUUUUUUUUAAUUGUUUUUGUACUUUUAAUAAGAUUGUUCCUGAGUGAGACACUUGAGUUCAUGGUGGGACAAUGAAACUGAAAUUCUGUACCUUGUGUAAGACGCUCGCUUUCUGCCACGCUUAAACAUUUGACUAUGGAUUGCCUACUCCAUUUGAUGUAUCCAGAGCUAUAUAGUAUAAUACUGAAUGUGAUACUAUAUAGUCAUCAUGUAUUGUAUCAGUCCAGGUUCAGAAAUGUGUGGUUGGCCAGUCGCAAAUAGUUCUGUUUCACCUAUAAACUUGUACCACCUCUGCAGGUGUGUGUAACUUUGAGAUGCAUAACAUGUUUACAGAUGUGCCCAACAUCUAGUCCUCCAACGUUCCUAUUUUUAAUUCUGUUGAGUCUCCCAACUGCUUGCCAAAAGUUGGAAUUGCCUCCAGCUCCCCUGCUGAAGAGCUGGGGCAUUCCUGAGCUUUAAAGUGUUGAACAAACUGGAUAUUGGGGCUGGGAAAAUGAAGGUGGAAGAAAUGUUCUUUUUCCUUUUUUAUUAUUAUUAUUAUUAUUUUCAAAAAGUUGAAGGCUAAUAGCAAAGUUUCCAGUUUGUUUUACUGGCUUUAAGGCUCUGCUGUGUAUUUAUUUGCCUUGUGUAGUCACUUGUCGCCUUAAGGGCUGGGUUCCAUUAAAAAAAAAAAAGAAAAAAAAAUACAAAACCACCCUGUUUUGCUUCCCUGGGGUCUGUGCUGUCCUGUACCCCUGCCCCAGGUCUGUGCUUGGGGCAGUGCAGGAGUUGAGCAGCACUAACCCUGCACCUCUAGAAAGGUCUGAGUCUUGCUGAAUAUUUGAGGACUCUCAUCUUGGCCUAGUCCAGUCUGUCACCUGAAUAGUGAAAGAAAUGCUGAGAGAAGCUCGGUUCAGCGAUGGGUUGGGCUGGAUUCCCCCUGAUGCUCAUCUCUGUGGCUUUGCCUCGCCAGCGGGACCCAUCCAGAAACACCCUCAGCAGCACCUUCUCUGCUGUAUUUCUGCCCAUCCUCUGUUGAGAUGUCUGUCUGUCUGUCUGUCUCCAUGAGCUCCACGGCGUGUGCUCAGCGCUAAGCAGUUAGGAAUUCCUCUCUCUGAGCUCCUGUAGCUCCAGCUCCCUGGUGUUUCUGGGAUAGACAAUUGCCUAGAGCCAGGCAGGACCAUGGAAGGAAGUUCCUCGUGCUGUCGUGUAACUCACCCUGUCGCUGUCUGCAGUCCUCCCCAAGUCCUCACACAAUUCUUAACUGAGCACUUAUUAAAAAUAUCUUAAGAUUUAAUCUGUUUUCUGAUUAUUUUUGUGUAAACUUAUAAAAAAAAAAACAAAAAAGAAAAAAAAAACAAACUGAAAUUGAGCUGUGACUAAUUUAGCACAUUGAAAUAACGAUAAGGUGUUACUGCUAAGUCUCAUGUUUUGUUUUGUUUUGUUUGACUCAGAGUAUUAGUACUGUAGCAUAAACCAAAUACAGCCUGGGAAGGGGAGCAGCAGCCUCCUGUCCUGGGUGUGCACCCGAGGGUGUCUGUGGGGGCGAGGAGCCGGCGGUGCGUGCGCGAGCAGCUGACCUGUGAGGAAGGAGAGCGAGCGUGUAUUUAUUUGUGCCAUUGUUUGCAUUACACUGAGCAAAGAAAGUUUUAAAUCAAAACCCCUUCAGUAUGUCUAGUAUUGGAAAGCAGCACUAAGGGUGAGAUCAUGACCUAUUUUUUUAUUAGCUAUGAAGAUACUAAUUCAGGUUAAGGCUUCUCUCUUGUUUCUGUUCCAGUUGUGAGUCCCUUUCCUCUGGUUCCCUUUCUAAGCUGGUUUUUUUUUUGGAGUGAGGAUUCCUGCACAGGCAGGGGCUGUCUCCUUUUUCCUCUGGUCAUUCCCCACCUCUCCUCCUCUGCCAGCAGGUUCCUUUGGGUGUGUCUUGUACAGGGUCUUGCGUAAUAGAGACUGGAGCGUGUAGUGCCAGCCAGAUCCAGCUUGGGAUCUGCUUGCUUUUGGUGGAUCAUGGAGUGUUCAUGUGCUCCAAGAGGUGCUUUUGCAACUGCUCCAUGACAGUGGUUUGGGGCCUUCAGUCUCUGCUCUCUCCCACUCCACCCAUUUGGUGGAUUGGCAAAGCAAUGGCUUUCAAGCUUUGCUUGGAGUUUGGUUUUAGUUUAAACCCACCUCAAUCCUCUGUGAAACCUGGUAGAAAUCUCCUGUCUCUUUGACCAGUGGGUACCUCCAGGGCAUGGAUUCUGUCACUAACCCACUUCAAACCUUUCUGAGCUAGUAAAUCCCACUUUUUGCCUUUCAUAGCUGCUGUGGACUUCUUUGAAAUGUGGAAAGAAACCCAAUUCUCACUAGGUUGUGAGUCCAGCGCCUGACAGUGGGUG